AUGAUACAAAUCACAAACUGUACUUUUGGUCAAGAAUUUACAACUUGCCUGAUUCAUACUUUGGAAGGCUAUCAAGACUGUCGGACAUAUAUUUUGGUGUUGUUAGUAACUGCAUUCAUAUUAAAUUAUGCCAACUGUUUUGCACUGUUCCUAUUCUAUUUUAAUUUCUCUUUCUAUGCCAUUUAUAAAAAACUGUAUAACCUGCCAGAAGAUGUUUCUAGAAAAGAAUGGGACAGGCCAAGAUAUUUGAUGGCAUCUAUUAUGACUUUGCUGGGGAAAGUGUUGCACGGUUAUGAGCUCUGUGGAACUGAAAAUCUACCAGAAGGCCCAGGACUUGUGAUCUAUUACCAUGGAGCCCUGCCUAUGGACUGUGCCUUUUUUUCCCACAAACUCUACAUCAUCAAAAGAAGAGUCUGUGUCAUUGUGGUAGAUCAUUUUGUUGAAAAUUUCCCAUGUUCAGAAUUGUUCCAAAGGGUCUAUGGUGUGUGUAAGACAAGGGAAGAAUGUGUUGAAAUGCUAAAGAAAGGUCAUCUAGUAUCUAUUGCACCAGGUGGACUUCGAGAGCAAAACUAUGGAGAUAACACUUAUAGACUUAUCUGGGGGAAUCGUAAAGGGUUUGCUCGAGCAGCCAUAGAUGCAAAAGUGCCAAUCAUACCGAUGUUUACACAAAAUAUCCGGGAAGGAUACAGAACAUAUGGAAAUAUAUGGCCAAUGAGAUGGCUUUAUGAAAGGGUACGAUAUAUAUUCUUUCCAUCAUAUGGGUUCAUUCCAGUUAAACUUCGAACCCAUAUUGGAGAGCCCAUUCCAUAUGAUCCAAAUAUAACUGUUGAAGAACUGGUUGAAAAAACAAAAAUGGCCAUAGAAGCCUUACGGGACAAACAUCAGAAAAUACCAGGAAGCAUAGCAAGAGCUCUUUGGGAGCGCUUUGAGAAACAUCACAAAGAGAAAUAGUGUGAAUAUGAACUACCCAGAUGGAACUGAAGAUAAAUAUGAAAUUGUUGUCUUGCAUAUCUUAUACUAACCUUCACCUUACCAUUCCCAGCACUCCCAUUCCAGUCUCAGUACUUUCAUUGAGCCUUUGUUAUUUGUUCUAAAU
Sphaerodactylus townsendi is the source of this 1096-nucleotide messenger RNA. RefSeq names its product transmembrane protein 68-like. Gene Ontology annotation, cellular component: membrane. Gene Ontology annotation, molecular function: acyltransferase activity. Lineage: Eukaryota; Metazoa; Chordata; Lepidosauria; Squamata; Sphaerodactylidae. The record is from RefSeq and is a predicted model, not a curated record. The transcript is spliced from 6 exons. The coding region runs from base 1 to 951 and encodes 316 amino acids.